Pogona vitticeps (central bearded dragon) is the source of this 1553-nucleotide messenger RNA. RefSeq names its product trans-1,2-dihydrobenzene-1,2-diol dehydrogenase. The record is from RefSeq and is a predicted model, not a curated record. Gene Ontology annotation, biological process: D-xylose catabolic process. Gene Ontology annotation, molecular function: D-xylose 1-dehydrogenase (NADP+) activity; nucleotide binding. Lineage: Eukaryota; Metazoa; Chordata; Lepidosauria; Squamata; Agamidae.
GGCAGCAACAACCCCUCUCCAUGGCUGGCUGGGCUGCCAGAGCUGGGGAAUCCUCGAUGGCCACCCGCUGGGGGAUCUGCUCUGCUGGGAAGAUCAGCCACGAUUUCCUGGUGGCUUUGAAAACUUUGCCAUCAGCAGAUCACAAGGUGGUUGCGAUUGCUUCUCGGGACAUCAAGCGCUCCCAAGAAUAUGCUCAGCAUCAUGGAAUUUGCAAGGCCUAUGGAUCUUAUGAAGAACUGGCACGGGACCCUGACGUAGAUGUGGUCUAUGUGGGAUCAGUCCACACCCAGCAUCUUCCACUGACCCUUCUUUUCCUCCGGGCAAAGAAACAUGUUCUGUGUGAAAAACCCAUGGGCAUGAAUGCAGCUGAAGUCUGCAAGAUGAUUCAAGUAGCCCAGGAAAACAAUGUCUUUCUCAUGGAGGGUUUCUGGACAAGAUUCUUUCCUGUGUCUGAGCAGAUCCGAACCAUGGUGUGCCAGAAAUCUUUUGGGGAUUUAAAGGUGCUCAAGGCUCAGUUGGCCAUUCAGAUGGAUGACAUCCCAAGGCUGGUGAAUAAGAAAUUAGGUGGAGGUGUCAUUUUGGACCUAGGUUGCUACUGUGUCCAGUUUGCUUCAAUGGUGUUUGGCCCUGAAAAGCCCCAAAGCAUCGUGGCUUCAGGAUUACUGCAUGAAACAGGAGUGGAUGAAACAGUCGCCAUCAUCCUCAACUACUCAGGAAACCGGCAGGCUGUACUUAAUUGCUCCAUGAUGGUCAGUCUGCCAGGAGAGGCAUUAAUUGGAGGAACCGAAGGACACAUUAAGAUCCCUGACCACAUGAACAGCCCCACCAUUAUGUUUGUGAAAGGGAACCGGUGGGAGUGGCCCCUGCCACCCUCCCCUGAACAUCUCUACUUUGAGAAUGAUAUUGGGCUGCGGUAUGAAGCGGAACAUGUCCGGCAGUGCUUGCUAAAAGAUCUGAAGGAAAGUCCCAUCAUGCCCUUGCACGAAAGCGAAACAAUAGCAACCAUCCUGGACGAGGCCCGAAGACAAGUUGGGGUGACCUAUGAACAAGACAAGCUAUGCAAGGAGACCUCCGAAUAAACUUUUUCCCCUCUGAAAUAUUACAGUACUGGAAGAAAGGCUGUGUCUAUGAAUGGUGGGAGUGUGGUCUGGUUUUCAAAGCUCAUUUCUGAAAAGCAACAUACUACUAGAAAAGUACAUACAGAGUACAUAAGAACAUACUGUAAGUUGAAACUAUUUCUGGCAUGAUGCUGAAAUCACCUUCCAAUUAAUGUUCACAUUCUUAAAACAGCUAGAAGGGCUGGUUCAGCAGGACUCUGUCAUCAAAACAUGAAGGGGUAUCUGUAGCAGAACACAUACUGGCGUGCAAUGCCCCAAAGUGGAGCAGGAAAUGAUGUAUCAGAAUAAUGAAUAUCAGAAUAGUAAGACACAGAAGACUCAUUUUUUAACCUCCCUUACGGAAAUUUAACUCUUUAGCACUAUUAACUGAGCAGACCCUCCCCAAAGAGAAUCUAGGAAUCCCAGCUCUUAUCCCCAUCAGCAAUCCUUUCAAAC